UUAUCACCUCUGAUAAGGGGUAUAAUUUAUGUUCGCUGGUGUCCAGCAUAGAACAUCUCGCGUAGUAAUUUACAGCAAAACCCUCGUGUCGCAUGCAUCGUAUUUUCUUCCUCAGAGAACCGAUUCGUCAAAAGCCAUCGAACCGCUAGAAACUCCAAACUCCGUCUGCUUAUUCACACAUGGUUCCCGCGGGGAGGAGGCACCUCGACGAUCACCCGGUCAGCCACCCCCCAAAGGGUCCACGAAUACACGACCAAACUCUCAUCCGGUGCCAUCCCGCCACGAUCAGAGCCUUCAUAUACCCCCUCAGUCCCAUUCCUCUCACCAGCACAGCAGGCGCCCCCUAGGUCGGGGGUCAGGUCAAACUGUGGCGUGGGUGGUGGAAUGGUUCAUGGUCAACAAUCAAAUCGCCAACCAGCCUACUCGACGACA
Messenger RNA from Colletotrichum acutatum, 432 nucleotides. RefSeq lists its product as uncharacterized. NCBI's taxonomy places the organism in Eukaryota, Fungi, Ascomycota, Sordariomycetes, Glomerellales, Glomerellaceae. The record is from RefSeq and is a predicted model, not a curated record. The transcript has a single exon. Bases 180 to 347 code for a protein of 55 amino acids.